This is a messenger RNA of Scleropages formosus (Asian bonytongue), 1775 nucleotides long. RefSeq names its product phosphatidylinositol glycan anchor biosynthesis, class B (gene pigb). The record is from RefSeq and is a predicted model, not a curated record. Bases 75 to 1649 code for a protein of 524 amino acids. Gene Ontology annotation, biological process: GPI anchor biosynthetic process. NCBI's taxonomy places the organism in Eukaryota, Metazoa, Chordata, Actinopteri, Osteoglossiformes, Osteoglossidae. Gene Ontology annotation, molecular function: alpha-1,2-mannosyltransferase activity. The transcript has 12 exons. Gene Ontology annotation, cellular component: endoplasmic reticulum membrane.
CACCAGUGUGAAAGGAGGUUGUUGUAUGUUGCUAGAACGUGGAAUACGUCUGUCCUCAUGUUUUUCUGUGAGUUAUGGAAAGGAUUAGAGGACGCCUACACCUAGGCGGAAAAUCUUCUUCUGAGCCUAUUAAACUGAGGAAAAGAAAGUCUAAAUUGUACAACAAAGAUCAUUCUGCUGCAGUACAUAAUGGCUUCUUUGGACCUAGACUCAUCUGGUUUACAAUUGCAUUCCGACUUGUCAACUGUUUCCUCGUGCAGAGCAGCUUUGUCCCUGAUGAGUACUGGCAGUCCCUUGAGGUUUCACAUCGCAUGGUGUUUGGCUAUGGCUACCUGACCUGGGAGUGGACUGAAAGCAUAAGAAGCUACUGCUACCCCCUCCUUUUUGCAGGCAUAUAUAAAAUUCUACAUCUCCUAAGCUGUGACACAGUUCAGCUUUUGGUCUGGCUGCCUCGCUUGGCACAUUCACUUCUUGCUGCUCUGGCUGACAGCAAAUUGUAUUCGCUCAUCCAAGGACUGGAGUCUUCUGAAAUCGCCAGAUGGACAUACUUUUGCCAGCUUUGCUCGUGGUUCACUUGGUACUGCUGCACAAGAACUCUGACGAACACCAUGGAGGCUGUUCUCACCACACUGGCCCUCAGUUACUACCCACUCCCAGGCUCAAAAUCACACAGCAAUUCAAAAUACUUAAUUUUGGUUGCCCUGGCGAUUCUGGUUCGGCCCACUGCUGCUAUUGUGUGGCUCCCCCUAGUAGGGUACCAUUUUUUGCAAGAUGACAAGCUGAAGCUAUUAAUUCACCAUGUCCUUCCCAUUGGUGCUAUAAUACUGGGGAUUUCAACUGUUUUAGACUCCAUUUUUCACGGCAAGUGGAUUGUGGUUCAGUUAAACUUUCUCAAGUUUAACAUCUUGCAUAAUGUGGCAGAGUUCUACGGGUCCCAUCCAUGGCACUGGUACAUAACACAGGGCUGCGUGGUUGUUCUGGGGCCUCAGCUCUUCUUCUUCCUUCAUGGUUGCGUACUGGCCCCAAAAAGAUACAGGAUACUGCUGAUAACAAUCAUCUGGACUGUCUUCAUUUACAGUUUGUUGGCACAUAAGGAGUUCAGAUUUAUUUACCCUGUGCUCCCCUUCUGCAUGGUGUUCUGUGGUUUUUCCCUUGCAAGCCUAAAAACUUGGAUCAGGCCAGCAGUGGGUGCCUUGCUGGUUUCGAACCUGCUGCCUGCCUUGUACACAGGCCUGGUCCAUCAGCGUGGAACACUCGAUGUUAUGAACCACCUUCAACAACUGUGCGACACCACUAACCCCCAGCCAGAUGUCUUUUUCCUCAUGCCCUGCCACUCCACACCGUUUUACAGCCACAUUCACUGCCCCAUUAAAAUGCAGUUCCUGGAGUGUCCUCCCAAUCUGAAUGGAAACAAAAGUUAUGUGGAUGAGGCAGAGUUAUUUUUUAUUGACCCGAAACACUGGCUGGAGAGCACUUUUACCCAGCAGGUUUCACUCCCUUCCCAUCUAGUCUUCUUUGAUGUACUUGAAAAGGAAAUUGCCACAUUCUUGAAAGCAAAAAAAUAUUUUAAAAGUAAAGAGGUAUUUCAUACUCACAUUCCUGAAGGCCGGGUUGGACGAAGCAUCUUUGUUUAUGAAAGACAACCUUGAGUAGAACCUUAUAUUAGCAUUGAGAAUGUGUUUGUGUUCCAUCCAGUUAAUAAUAUAAUGAAUGUUUUUAAAUGAAUUGACUUUUGGUACAUUAUCAAAAUAUAUACUGUCUAUACAUCCUUUUUC